AGUCGGUCAUCGCUCAGACUCUUCACCCUAUAAAUUUCCUCAACUUCCCCUCUUUCUUUCAUUCAUCCUUUCUUAUCACUAAUAGUCUUCUGAAAUUCUCACCAAUUCUUUUAUCAAAAGCGGCUUUCUAUUUUCUAUCCCAACAAGAUGCAAAUCUUCGUGAAAACCCUCACCGGGAAGACCAUCACCCUUGAAGUUGAAAGCUCUGACACAAUUGAUAAUGUGAAAGCCAAGAUUCAGGACAAGGAGGGCAUCCCGCCGGACCAGCAAAGGCUGAUUUUUGCCGGAAAACAGCUGGAGGAUGGACGUACCCUUGCCGACUACAACAUUCAGAAGGAAUCCACCCUUCAUUUGGUUCUGCGCCUGAGGGGAGGCAUGCAGAUCUUUGUUAAGACCCUUACCGGAAAAACAAUUACUCUUGAAGUUGAAAGCUCUGAUACAAUUGAUAAUGUCAAGGCUAAGAUUCAGGACAAAGAGGGCAUUCCCCCAGACCAGCAGAGGUUGAUUUUUGCUGGCAAACAACUUGAAGAUGGCCGCACCCUUGCUGAUUAUAACAUUCAGAAGGAGUCGACCCUUCACUUGGUGCUUAGGCUGAGGGGAGGGAUGCAAAUUUUCGUGAAGACCCUCACUGGAAAGACUAUCACUUUGGAGGUUGAGAGCUCAGAUACAAUUGACAAUGUGAAAGCUAAGAUCCAGGAUAAGGAGGGAAUCCCUCCGGAUCAGCAGAGGCUGAUCUUUGCUGGCAAGCAGCUUGAAGAUGGCAGGACUCUUGCUGACUAUAAUAUUCAGAAAGAGUCAACUCUUCAUUUAGUGCUGAGAUUGAGGGGUGGAAUGCAGAUUUUUGUCAAGACGUUGACAGGGAAGACCGUAACUCUUGAGGUGGAGAGUUCAGAUACUAUAGAUAAUGUGAAGGCAAAAAUUCAGGACAAGGAGGGCAUCCCACCAGACCAGCAAAGGUUGAUCUUUGCUGGUAAGCAGCUUGAGGAUGGCCGCACGCUUGCAGAUUACAACAUCCAGAAGGAAUCAACGCUCCAUCUGGUGCUCAGGUUGAGGGGGGGAAUGCAAGUUUUUGUUAAGACUCUGACUGGAAAGACCAUCACUUUGGAGGUGGAGAGCUCAGAUACGAUUGAUAACGUCAAAGCUAAGAUCCAGGACAAGGAGGGGAUCCCACCUGACCAGCAGAGAUUGAUCUUUGCUGGUAAGCAGUUGGAAGAUGGAAGGACUUUGGCAGAUUAUAACAUCCAGAAAGAAUCCACCCUUCACCUUGUCCUGCGUCUGCGUGGUGGUUUCUGAAUGCAAAUCUUUGUGAAAACCCUCACCGGGAAGACCAUCACUCUUGAAGUUGAAAGCUCUGACACAAUUGAUAAUGUUAAAGCCAAGAUCCAAGACAAGGAGGGCAUCCCUCCAGACCAGCAGAGGCUGAUUUUCGCUGGAAAACAGCUCGAGGAUGGACGCACCCUUGCUGACUACAACAUCCAGAAGGAAUCCACCCUUCACUUGGUUCUGCGCUUGAGGGGAGGCAUGCAAAUAUUUGUCAAGACGCUUACCGGAAAAACAAUUACCCUUGAAGUGGAAAGCUCUGACACAAUUGAUAAUGUCAAGGCUAAGAUUCAGGACAAAGAGGGUAUUCCUCCGGACCAGCAAAGGUUGAUUUUUGCUGGAAAACAACUUGAAGAUGGACGUACUCUUGCUGAUUAUAACAUUCAGAAAGAGUCGACCCUUCACUUGGUGCUCAGGUUGAGGGGAGGAAUGCAAAUCUUCGUGAAGACACUCACCGGAAAGACUAUAACCUUGGAGGUUGAGAGCUCGGAUACAAUUGACAAUGUUAAGGCUAAGAUACAGGACAAGGAGGGAAUUCCUCCGGAUCAGCAGAGGUUGAUUUUUGCCGGUAAGCAGCUUGAGGAUGGCAGGACUCUUGCUGACUACAAUAUUCAGAAAGAGUCCACCCUUCAUUUGGUACUCAGGUUGAGGGGUGGAAUGCAGAUUUUUGUUAAGACUUUGACAGGGAAGACCAUUACUCUUGAGGUGGAAAGUUCAGAUACAAUUGAUAAUGUGAAGGCAAAAAUACAGGACAAAGAGGGCAUUCCCCCAGACCAGCAAAGGUUGAUCUUUGCAGGUAAGCAGCUUGAGGAUGGGCGCACACUUGCGGAUUACAACAUUCAGAAGGAGUCAACCCUUCAUCUCGUGCUCAGGUUGCGAGGAGGAAUGCAAAUUUUUGUUAAGACUCUAACUGGAAAAACCAUCACAUUGGAGGUGGAGAGCUCGGACACCAUUGAUAAUGUGAAGGCUAAGAUCCAGGACAAGGAGGGGAUCCCACCAGACCAGCAGAGGCUGAUAUUUGCCGGAAAACAGCUGGAGGAUGGACGCACCCUUGCCGACUACAACAUUCAGAAGGAAUCCACCCUUCACUUGGUUCUGCGCCUGAGGGGAGGCAUGCAGAUCUUUGUAAAGACCCUUACCGGAAAAACAAUUACCCUCGAAGUUGAAAGCUCUGAUACAAUUGAUAAUGUCAAGGCAAAGAUUCAGGACAAAGAGGGCAUCCCCCCAGACCAGCAGAGGUUGAUUUUUGCUGGAAAACAACUUGAAGAUGGCCGCACCCUUGCUGAUUAUAACAUUCAGAAGGAGUCGACCCUUCACUUGGUGCUUAGGUUGAGGGGAGGGAUGCAGAUCUUCGUGAAGACCCUCACGGGAAAGACUAUCACUUUGGAGGUUGAGAGCUCAGAUACAAUUGACAACGUGAAAGCUAAGAUCCAGGAUAAGGAGGGAAUCCCUCCAGAUCAGCAGAGGCUGAUCUUUGCUGGCAAGCAGCUUGAAGAUGGCAGGACUCUUGCUGACUAUAAUAUUCAGAAAGAGUCAACUCUUCAUUUAGUGCUGAGAUUGAGGGGUGGAAUGCAGAUUUUUGUCAAGACGUUGACAGGGAAGACCGUAACUCUUGAGGUGGAGAGUUCAGAUACUAUAGAUAAUGUGAAGGCAAAAAUUCAGGACAAGGAGGGCAUCCCACCAGACCAGCAAAGGUUGAUCUUUGCUGGUAAGCAGCUUGAGGAUGGCCGCACGCUUGCAGAUUACAACAUCCAGAAGGAAUCAACGCUCCAUCUGGUGCUCAGGUUGAGGGGGGGAAUGCAAGUUUUUGUUAAGACUCUGACUGGAAAGACCAUCACUUUGGAGGUGGAGAGCUCAGAUACGAUUGAUAACGUCAAAGCUAAGAUCCAGGACAAGGAGGGGAUCCCACCUGACCAGCAGAGAUUGAUCUUUGCUGGUAAGCAGUUGGAAGAUGGAAGGACUUUGGCAGAUUAUAACAUCCAGAAAGAAUCCACCCUUCACCUUGUCCUGCGUCUGCGUGGUGGUUUCUGAGUGCUGCAUCUAUAUGCAGUUGAAGGCUGUCUCUUGAAGUCGGCAGUCUUUUGUGUUUGUCUGCUUGAUUUCUGUCCGUGUCCAAGCCAUGGGCCCUAAUAGCUUCCUAAGUAUGUGUGUUUUUUUUAAAUGUAUAGUUUAGGGAUUUGGUGGUGGUGUUCCAUGUUUGUGAUGGGAAUUAAUGGCGGUGUUAUUCGAUAAGAUAAUAAAGUUUCAUGUUUGGUCUUUUGAA
Molecule: messenger RNA, 3583 nt
Organism: Coffea eugenioides
Lineage: Eukaryota; Viridiplantae; Streptophyta; Magnoliopsida; Gentianales; Rubiaceae
Product: polyubiquitin-A-like
Exons: 4
Biological process (GO): modification-dependent protein catabolic process; protein ubiquitination
Cellular component (GO): nucleus; cytoplasm
Molecular function (GO): protein tag activity; ubiquitin protein ligase binding
Source: RefSeq, a predicted model, not a curated record